This is a messenger RNA of Nematostella vectensis (starlet sea anemone), 5811 nucleotides long. RefSeq lists its product as uncharacterized. The transcript is spliced from 25 exons. Lineage: Eukaryota; Metazoa; Cnidaria; Anthozoa; Actiniaria; Edwardsiidae. The record is from RefSeq and is a predicted model, not a curated record. The coding region runs from base 164 to 4555 and encodes 1463 amino acids. Gene Ontology annotation, cellular component: nucleus. Gene Ontology annotation, biological process: attachment of spindle microtubules to kinetochore; protein localization to kinetochore.
CUUUUGUUUUUCACUUGGCGCGGAAAUUUGAUUUCAACGGCUUCGCGUCUUCCGAAUUGCUCCCUUGUUUUUAUCUGUAGACUACCUAAACGAGCGAAUAUCGGGAAAUAUUGUAAUGAAGAAGAAUAUUUAGUGCCCUUAUUACUGAUCUGGUGAAUCCAUCAUGGAAGUGGGCGAAAUUCCGAGUAUGGAUGUCGAAAAUAGGAUCGUAACCGGUGGAAAGAAGAAAUCCAGUCGGCGUUCGUCGAUCUUGAAGACUUCUCAAUCACCUAUAAAGGGAGUUCUUGAGGAUAUUGAUCUCAAUGCAGUAUCAGAAAAGGGUGACAGGAAGUCCAAGAGAUCGUCUGGAAGAAGAGUCAGUUUUGCCCCCAAAAAUGAAGUCAAGGAGUUCUGUAAGGACUAUGAUGACCAUCACUUCAUGCCAAUGCUUCACAGUGAAUACAGGCCACCAACUACUGAUAUAAAAGGUCUAGAAUCUUUGCUUAGUGGGAAUAUCCAGUCCAGGGAGCAGCAAUUUGCAAACCAGAAUACUACACUGAAUGAGCCAGACGGAUGCAUGGAAUUCACCCUAUGCCAACCUUUCAGUGAUGGCGGGCAACUCUCAGCUACGAAACACCAAUUCGAUGGUCCCCCCAACCCACUCAGCCAAACUGUUAUUGAUGCAGACACCAUUGAUCUAACAUGCCAUGGCAAAGGAUUUGUCAGCGUCAACCCUGCAAGCUUCUUGAAGUCCCUAUCCAGCAAUCAGGAAAAUGUAGCUCAGAAGUCCUUCACUGGAAGUCAAUGGAAUGAAACAGACAACGAGGAGGGUUGUGUUGAAAUGACUGAAUGCCAUGGGAACUUACUGACAAUAGCAGUGCAAAAGAAGCGUAGAAGUAUCGUGCAACCGUCUGAUCUGGAUGUGACACAAUGCUUUAGUGCACCAAUAAUCACUAGGGAGAGCCAUCAUCCUCAUUCCAUAGAGCGAGAAGAUGAGGGGGGAAGCAUUGAGAUGACUGAAUGCCAUGGCAAACUGAUGACAACAGCAGUGCAAAAGAAACGCAGAAGUAUCGUGCAGCCGUCUGAUCUGGAUGUGACACAAUGCUUUAGUGCACCAAUAAUCACAGAGCAGAAUUACCAUUCACACUCUUCACAGUCAACAGAAGACCCUGUCGUGGGAAAGGCGCAGGCAUGGGGCAAUCAGAGUUGCUAUAAUGGGGUGUCACCAAGUCCAUGUAAAGAUGACAAUAGGGGUAUUGAAAUGACAGAAUGUCAUGGGGGAAUUAACCUCACUGUCCCCGAAAAAAAGAAAGCAAGGAAAAGCAUUCUGGUGCCAGCAGAUGUUGAUGUGACUCAGUGCUAUAAUGGCCCAAUUGCAACAGAGACUAUCAAUCCAACCUCCUUUCAAAAUUCAAUCUACAAUACACAACCUACUAGCAAUCAGCAUCAAGCACGGAAAGAUGUUUCCUAUAAUACACAGAAAAACAUCUUUAAAGGUGACAAGCUCAGCUGGGAAGAGCAGGAGCAGUCCGUGCUAGAUGUGGACCUGACUGUGUGUGCAGGGAAAGGGUUGCUUGUUGGUGAUGGUGAAGAAGGUGAGAUGGUGCAAUCAGAGGAUGUGGACUUGACCAUUUGCACUGGCAAAGGCCUGCUUCCACUCGAUGCUGAAGAUGAGUCUUCGCCAAGUCUGAAUAAUCCUUCUCAUUUUGACCUGACCGUCUGCGAGGGAGCAUUUCUCAAAGGAAGUGACGACGAGAGGGGUGAAGAUGGUAAGGCAGAGAGCCCAAUGACAGUUGGAGAACUGGAAAGUGGGCCACGCUUCAAUUACUCAAAUGCAACUGACCUUGGCAUCAAUAGAAGCAGAACCAUGAUGGCUUCAAAUUAUGACGGUGAUACUUCCUUCACUGACUUGGAGCCUAAAAGUAGAGAAUGGCUGAGUCAGACAGCACCUCUUCCGGGUCAGACAACGUCUCUGCCACCUGAACGCUUCUCAAAAACCCAGUUUAUGAAAAAUGACUUGGAUGCAUCUUUCAACCCCUCAAGCCAGAGGGCACUCUUACCUAAUUCAAGCUUAUCAAAGUCACACUACAUGGAAAGAGAGCUGAAUAGUACCUUUGAUGCAUCAAGCCAAAUGACAACCAAGGCUGCACAAAACUUAUCAAAGGCACACUACAUGGAAAGAGAGCUGGACAGCACAUUUGAUGAUUCAAGCCAAAUGACAUCCAAGGCUGCAUCAAGCUUAUCAAAGUCACACUACAUGGAAAGAGAGCUGAACAGUACAUUUGAUGCUUUAAACCAAAUGACAUCCAAGGCUACCCCAAGAUUAUCAAUGUCGCAUUAUCAAAGCCAGACAGCUUCCCAACCCUCUGUAAGUCUGCCAACAACCCAGAACAUGCAGAAUGAUUCGGAUUCAGCACCUGGUUCUCCGGUCCCCCUUCCUUCAAGAAAAAGAACACUAGAGGACACAGAGAUCCCUAGUCAAGAGAGAAACAUCGAUGAUAAACCACCAGAAGCUAUAAAGAAUAGGGAUACAAAGAGCAGUCAGAUUCAGCAAUGGCUGUGUCAAACAGCACUUGCUCCUGCCCCUUCUUCUAUGACUGGAAAGUUCCUACAGAAGGCUCCAAUCACUUGCACCAGCUUCGCUACAAGUUCUGCCUUCAAUCUUCUUGGUACGUUCUCAUCAAAGAAACAAAAACUUGCAGAAGUCAAUGACGAUAUAACUAAAGCUGAGGAAACCCAGGUAGAUCUUGAACCUGCACAGUCAACUGUCGAGCCACAGUCGUUGGAGUUUACCGAUAACACCAAUCAUAUCAGGAAUGACACAUAUGAUUUGAAUAAAGAGGAAUUUCCUCAAGAAUGCUUGCUAUCUGAGGGCGAUGAUGACCUGACUCCAGCCAAGCCUGUUGCAGAGACCACUGCCGUAUCCCCCGGCUCUGUGAUUGAACCAGGUGUUAAUGUUGCUCCCUCUUCAAGCCCUGUGAAUGAGUCUGAUCCUCUUCCCAUCACUGCGCCUCCUGAUGCAGCUGCUGCAACUGGCAGUGGAAUUUCCCCAGCCGUUUCCAUUAUACAAGAUUCUCCUGUUGGACCUUCACGAAGUUCUUGUCUGAAACGCAAUCUAUCUACCAUAUGUGAGGAGAGUCCAGGGCGCACACCAUCAAGCAAAAAGAAGCAGAUCAAGGUAGCUGAACUGCUAUCCAUGUCUGGGAUUUUCUUUGACACCAGAGUGACAUCCAGACGAAGCACCGUGGCCUUCCUUGAAAAGAUGGAGAAACCCAAGACCAUUAGUGAAGCCAUUUGUAUGUCAUACAUCAUAAAGCCCAAAGCUGAGCAAUACCUUACUGUGUGUGACGAAGUGGAGAAGGAAUUAACAGAGUUAAGAGCAGCAUCAGAGUUCGUAGUACAGCAGCUUGAUGCAUCUGACUCUGGCAUCUUACAGAUCGCAGGAGCUGCUGGUGACUUUGAGCAAUCUGAUCUGGCCGAUCAGCUAAAUGACCUGCACAUCGCAUGUAAAAAACUUGCCAAGAAAAAAUGGUCCGAGAAGAAAAAAACUCUGAAAAGACGAGUUGCGCACAGCCUUAAGGAAUAUCAUAAUAUGCUAAGUAGUGAUCUGGGAACCCUGUCGGAGACUCUCUCAGUGGCGAAUGACUGCGCUAAGCUGCUCUGUGACGUUGAGGCAGAACUUGAUGCUGGACUUGCAAGGAUUCAUGCGGAAAACACCAGUGAAGAAAAUGUGGAUCCAUCUUCUGCAGAUUCCAACGACCUUGGAAAAGAAUCGCCUGAACUGUUAGCUCUUGAAGAAGAAUUGAGCAAGAGAGAAGCUUACCGCCAAGAACUAACAAGUGAAAAAGAAGCCCUUACCCGUGAAAAGAAUGGUCUCGAGAGGGAAGAGAUAGAGUGCGAAGAGCUCGUGUUAAGACUGGGGGGAAAUGCGCCGUUUGGAGACAAUACAGACGAACUUGAACACAAAUACAAACUACUAAAUGAGCUGUCGGAGUGGACGUUGGAGGAGUGGGAACCAGCCCGACUUGCGCGCUUUACCUUCCUAAACUCGACCCUCGACCUCAACGUAACAUUUGGUGACACUCUACCAGACGGUAGUCGACAUGUCCAGAGUAUUUCACUGAUAUCAGCUUUGUCAGAGUCAAGUAAAUCAGGUCCACGUCUUGCACACGCACUUAUCCAGGACAGUAUCGCAGACACCACACUUCAGAAGAUGUGCCCAACCUCGUCUUCUCUGGAAAAGGUCUUGCACCAUGUUUCUGGUCCGGUGAUAACUGCCAGGAAGCUUGCUGACGAAGUGUUCCUUCUGCCCUUCACACACAUCGUCCAUGUCCAAGGCACAAGUUUGUUCGUAGAGUUCUUCAGUCUUCAAAAGCUCAUGAGGUUUAUUGUACAGUUCACGUUUGACAUCAACUCCUAUCCAGAUCUUGUCGUCUUCAACGUCACUAAAAAAAUCGGGAAAUUCGAUCCACAAGAGGUUCACAAUUCUCUAGAAGCAGUCUCUUCCGGAGGCCACUACCUGACCCGACUCGUGGACGCAGCAGACGCCUUCCUUAGCGGAAAGGCUGCCUCUUAACUUCAUUGGUGUAUUCACGGCCUCCACACCAUCUCCGGUAGGUGGGUAGUUAACCUUGCAACCAUCUGCUCUGGAGGAACCUGCCUUGCCCGAAUAGUUGAAGUAGAAGACACAAGAGACGAUUGUGCCAAUUGUCCUACCGUCUCCACGACGUUGCUGAUUAGCAAGCCGUUGCUGGACCUGAUAGCUGCCUCUAAUACUGGUAUACCUGCUUCUUGAUAGUCAUGUUGAAGACUUUCUCCUCUACUGAAGUGUAUCAGACAUUGUCCAUCUCGCGGUAGAUUUUGACGUUUUUUAUAGACAGCUUGCAUCCUUCAGGGACAUUUCUACUGAGUAAAUCAUUUCUCUCCCGUCCUAAAAAGUUUCUGACUUCUUAGUAACCCCAUUCAAGUGGCAGAGGAUGCUGUCGAUUUUUAACGCUUUAAUGCGUCUUAGCGUGACUUUGCUCGUGAUGGAAGGUCAUUGUCACAAUGCGCCGUUCGUCAAAAGUUGGCGGAUGUACAAGGUUUUGUCAACUGUGGACCGUAGACUUUGGGACUCUUAAUGGAUCUUAGAGGACCCUCGUUUUACCUGGUCACUAGUUCCAAACCUAUCCCGAGCCUGGACGUAUUGUCAUGGUCAUACCCUGGCAUAUCUGGGAAAUAUAAAUGAGCUUGGAGGAUAUAAAAUAUAUGUUUUCGCAAAUGUAUGUAGUUUGGUACGAUGGUGUGUGACAGCAAUGUGGAACCAUUUUUCAGUGAAUAGUUUAAAUUACCCUGGUCCUUUUUGCGUGAGGUUUGGUUUCGAUGUAAAUGAGAUAUUAAUUUCAAGAUCGAACUAAUUCCGCUUGAAUCACGGAGAAAUUUAAUCCAUCCUACAAAUAAAAUCGGCUCAAAAAAAUGUUAUCGCCAGUAUCGGCCGGAUAAAUAACUAUAUAUUGGCGGAUUCGCCACCGUGGCAGCAGCCAGACUUUCAGUGAUUUUCAGCCGGCGUACGGCAUACAAGCGUACUAAAUCGCCUAGUAGGCUUAAGCAAUUCCAGCAUUGCUUGGCAAAACACAUUGUAUAUUAGUCAACCUAGUUAUCGUGUUUUGCCGUACGCACAUCGUGAAUGCUGCAAGCAACGUGUUCGCAAAUAUGGUCUAGCGGUCAACUUAGUAAGGCUGUACUAGACAUGUUGAAUGAACAGUGCUGCGCAGGGGACAGUGCGCAGUGGUUUGCUUGUAAAAUUUUAUGUAUUUGUAUAUAUUCAUAAAGAAAUAAAAUAACAUUAUUGUA